AACAUAUCCAAUGCAUGUAUAUCUUUAUAUACUCUCACGUAGUGUUUUAAUUAUUUUUCACUUAUCGUUUUUUUGGCAAAUUUUCUCACAAUUUUGCUUUGAAAACUUACAUUUUUUUUUUUAAUUUUUCUAACAGUAAUCACUUUUUUUCGAAUUCAAUUUAGGCUUUUUCUCGAGCACAUUUUCUUAUAUGAAAAAAAAGACAAAAACCAAAUACAACAAAUUUCGUCAAAGAAUUUUAAAAGUUUCUUUAAAAAAAACUUGUAUGAUACACUUGAAGCUUAUUUCUUUACUACUUUCGAAAUGUUCUGCAAGAAAAGUGUUUUGUAGACUCUUUUUUCCAAAUAUUUAAUACAAGAACAACAAAAAACAACAACAAACAUAAAUUACAACAAACAAAAGUCAAAAAUCACAACAAUCUCUCUCUCUAAAUAAUAAUUCCACAACUAAUUUCUUAGAGCUCCCGUGUGUUUGUGUUCUGCGCCCAAUGGCUCUCAGCUCGUUAUGAUGGAGACAUUUCUUGUCCUGGGUCUAUGUUUUAUUCUAUAUGAAGCAUUGGAUUUCUUUCAAGGAUGCAUUCAUAGUGCCACUCCAAAUACCAGCGAUCAAAUUGAUGCCUAUCGUCGUCAGCUCGACGAACAGCGACAAAAACAACAAGAAGAACAAUUUCUGGCGAAUUUAACGCCAUUGCUGAGUGCCCAAUUGGCAGCGGCUGGAUUUAAUCUCAGCACCUUGACCACACCGACCGCAUCGACGGCCAGUGUCAUAAGCGAUCUCAAGGCCCAGGUGGUACAGCGUGAUAGUGAACAACAGCAACAACAAUAUUCCGUUAGUACACCAGCCUUACACUCGGGUGUUGUGGGUUUAAGUGGAGUUGGAGGUAUUGGCCUGGGAGACGACGGUGCCGGCUUUCGUCCUGCCAAUCUUAGCGUUUACGAAACCCAGGAAUUGCAUGCAACCUCGUCCUUGCCCCGUGACUAUUAUUACCUGCAACAACAGCAAUUAAAGAAUAAAAACUCCUCCAAAUCCUUGCUCUCGAAAUUCUCAUCAGGUUCGGAUAAUCGUAUCUUCCCAGAAUCGGCCAGUAUUUUGGGUAACCCGGCUGGUGUCAUUACCACCCAACCCUUACUACAGCAGCAGCAGCAGACGCAACAACAACGCAAUUCAUUUGACUGCCCCACACCCAUAAUUACACAACAACCCCCGCCAGCUACUGGCUGUAUACUAGCCCAAGACUUGAAGAGAGCCUUAUUGCAAAACAAAAACAACAACAACGAUCUAGAUCAAACGAACUCCCCAUCUCAGCACCACAGUUCACAGUUAUCUCUCAACUCCACCCAUCAAAUCUCCUCUUCCGAAGAAGACGACGACGACGAGGAGGAGGAAGAGGUCUCCGAUUCAUCUUCCACCCAGGGCGAGGCAUCGCUGCAAUCCUGUCCCUACACCUCCGAUCACGACGACAUCAACGAAGAUCGCACAUUCACCGUGGGCUCGUGCAGCUCGUCGCAUGCUGAUUUCCGGGAAAUUGAAUGUGAACGCCUGCGCCGUCAAUGUGUGAGCGUUAAACGCAUCUAUAGCAUAUCGGAGAAAUUUUAGACAAACUAAAACAAAA
Molecule: messenger RNA, 1612 nt
Organism: Musca domestica (house fly)
Lineage: Eukaryota; Metazoa; Arthropoda; Insecta; Diptera; Muscidae
Exons: 1
Coding region: 505-1596 (363 amino acids)
Source: RefSeq, a predicted model, not a curated record